AUGGCGGAACGAUGGCGUCCCGAAACCCAUACGUUCCACCUUCCGGAGGGGGAAAUGACGAUCACCCUCAAAGACGUGGCGAUCCUCACCGGGCUGCCUAUUUCUGGGGAUGCCAUCAUUGGUCCCACGACCAAACCCGAAGGAGGUUGGGGGCCGCUCAUACGUGAUCGUUUGGGCUUUGACAUGCCGACCACCACUCCAAUUCAAGGACGGGGGCAUCCACCGUUGAAUGCGGCCCAAGUGUCGGUCCCGUGGCUGGUAUCUCACAUCCAGCAAGAGGUGGAAAUCAAUGACGAGACACCGGAAGAACAAGUCGAGCGCUACGCCCGCAUCUACCUCAUCGGUUUGGUGGGUGGAUUUUUGUUCCCCAACAAGUCCAACCGGGGAUUCAAGGCAUAUGGUUGCCAUUGCUCACUGGUGACUGGGAUGCAAUUGGAGAGAAGAGUUGGGGAUCGGCCGUGCUAG
Messenger RNA from Linum tenue, 465 nucleotides. NCBI's taxonomy places the organism in Eukaryota, Viridiplantae, Streptophyta, Magnoliopsida, Malpighiales, Linaceae. The record is from the annotation of a GenBank genome assembly.